AUGCCACCUCGUCUCAGAAGUUUCAGAAAAGAAGCACAAAAGGCGAAAGAAGAAGCUCAACCAGAAGAAACAAAAGUAGAGAUAAAGGAUCCAGAAAGGGAAAUCACUUCGAUCUCAUUCUCUACAAAAGAUGUGAAUUUCACACAAGUUGCCCCCGAGAUUUUCAUAAAUAUUUGUAAAUUUCUUCCUCCCAUCGAUCUGCUUUCAUUAGCACAAGUCUGUCGACUUUUCAAUGAAUAUUUGUCGUCUAAAGAAUCAGAAUCUACUGAAUUGAUCUGGCGUAAAGCUAGACUCACCUUUCUGUCGACUUUUGAUAUUGGUCCACCUGAUGGCAUGAGCGAGCGUGAUUACAUUCGGUUGAUUGUGGAAAAAGGAUGUCAACUCUGCGGCAACAAAUCUGGUGCGUCAAUUCAUUGGGAGUUCUUAGUUCGCGUCUGCAACCAAUGUUUCAAAGCAAAUAUUGCAAGUUUUAAUAGUAUUAUGGCAAAUUAUCAAAUACCACUUUAUUUUUAUCCCGCACUUCCUUGUUAUUCAAGAGCCGAUAGUGGAUACUUUUGGCUUCCUCAUGUCAAAAAAUUCCGAGACGAAUACAACGCGGCGAAUUCCGAAGAAAAACUUAAAAUGUUGCAAGACUGCACCCAAAAGUCACACCGUAUCAUGCUAGACAAAAGAGCACGCGAAACUUCAAAAUCACGCGAACGAACUGCUCGUAUACAGGAAAGUGCCAAAAAGAGAAAGUCUAGACAAGAUAGAAUUCAUCAGUUGGUAGACGAAAUGUCCAAGGAGACUUACGAAGAUGGCACUCCUAAAUUUGAUCAACAUUUACUCAAAAGUAAUAAUGUCGCGUAUUGCAAGGCCAUUAAUUCAACUUCAACAUCUCUUACAGAUCGUGCUUGGAGAACUUGGAGGAAAAAGAUUGAGAAAGAAUAUUAUAGCAAGGUUCCUUCUAUAAUGGACCAAUAA
This is a messenger RNA of Ambispora leptoticha, 963 nucleotides long. The record is from the annotation of a GenBank genome assembly. NCBI's taxonomy places the organism in Eukaryota, Fungi, Glomeromycota, Glomeromycetes, Archaeosporales, Ambisporaceae.